ACAACAUCGAAAUGGCCGCCUCCACUGCACUGCUGAGUUAUCGCAACGUAAACUCUGCACAAAUAUUUGGCAGGUUCUUUCCAAUAAAUCUUGUUCUUGACUUAUAUUAUUUAUAACAGGAAAAUUACCGAUGUUGGAUGUGUAUCUAAGGUCAAUAUGGCUUCAAACUGUGUAACAGAUACAACGCAGUGGCUAUCAGUGAACGAAGAGUCGUUGUUUUUACACGACGGAUUAUUGCGGGUAAGCGAUCUUGUGAACUUGCCGAAACAUCUCAACAACGCAAACCCUCAAAACAGUUCGGAUGAGGUGGUUUCAUUUGACACUAAAAAUCCAACAGAAUUGAGUCAAAGACUGGUAUCUGUCUGCGAGAGACAUAAUAAUAUCUAUGCUUACUCAAGACUUUUAGAAUAUCGACUAAAUGCUUUGAAAGGCCUGUGGAAUGCCCAUCUCCAAAUAAAUAGCAAUGUGGAACAGCUGGAAAGAGAGACGUUUGGCGAAGAGGAAGUGACAAAUGCUGCCGGCAUCGGCGGCCUAAGUUUGCUGAAGAAAGUCGCGUGGCAUGGAGCUGAACCAGCAGCCUUUUCAAGUCGUCUUGGACUACUUCUCCUUUUUCCACUCCUUCGGUCACAACAGAGAAUAAAUCCAGAGUUAAGCAGCGAAACAGCGGUUCUGCUUCUUAAUUGCCUUCGAGAUUGUCUUCCCCUGAGCCUUUCAAAAGAACCCACAGAUUGUUUGGAUGGACUGGAAAACUUGUUGAGUUCCUGGCUUGGUGAAAGUGAUGAGAUUGAUGUGAUUGCUCGUGUCAAACCACAUGAAGAACAACAUGCCCUCCAACAACAACGCCAACAACUUGCCUCUGCCUUGGUUGCAUUUGCCUGUGCAAGGGGCUCAACAGGAACAUUCAUCCACACUACACACCUCCUGCAGCAGCUUGCCCCAAGUAUAGGUCCACUCCCCAUAGCGGACAUCCUUCAGAGACUACUCCGGCUUGAAGGAGGGCCAGGAUCACCAUCCUAUCUCCAUGGUAGCCGCCAUGUCGUGUGCUGGGGAUUUGAGGACAUGCUGGGUGAGAAGGAGGAGAAGACAGAGGAUAAAGAGAAAGAAAAAGAAUCAAUUACUGGUAGAAGCCUGGCCUGUGAUGGUGUGUCUUUGUAUUGCACCAAUUCAAGGGGUAAAGGUCUUGCAAAGAUUGGAUCUGGAUUACAUGGAACCUUAAGAGGCUUUGUCUACGCCCGUAAUCCUGACCUUCCAGUAGGCUUGAUUGCCUGCACAGACAAGAUACUGCUGCAUCGCCCUCUGGAGGCAGACUCUAAAACAGACUUAUUGGGGUCCGUCAUCAAUAGAGAUACUCUUAAGGUUGAAGGUAAUGUGAAGAUGCCCGAGACCCUGGUCAAUGCUUCUCAAGUCACUGUCUCACUCUGCAGUGAUGGUACCUACUUCUAUAGAGUCUGGUGCCCUCCUGGACCAGACAAGAGUGGCAAAGGUCAACCUGUAACCGUCGAUUUUCUAAUCUUGAAGGAGCAAGAUGGUGAGACCAUUGCUGAUCGUCUUAGACCAUCAAUUGUACUAGUUCGGAAUGAGGAUAUAGUAAGAGGUGUGGCAGACCCACUGCUCUUAAGACUGAGAGCGUUCCGCCCGGGCAAUGCUGCUGCACUAGCGCAACUCACCAACUCCAAUGGUAAUUCAGGUGGCAGAGAAGAAAUAUCUACCACAAGCUGUGGCCUGACCCUGAAGCUCCUUCGCAGGUCACCUAUAUAUUGCUGCGGCAGUAGUAUUGUGAUAGUGACAUCGCCCCCUGGAGGAAGUAGCAGCUCAGCUUCUCGAUCCCUAUUCAGUACUACUGCUGGGCUUAGUGGACUUAGAACAUUGGCAACAAGCAUCUGUUUCAAUCUUUCAAAUGGUCUCCUAACCAGCAAGCUAGAGCUUAUGGAUGCCCCAGCAUGUGCUAUUGCUAGAGGAUCAAACGUCCAGGGUCUAGGUAUUUGCUAUGACGAGCUGAACAACACCAUCUGGACCUGUUCUCCCGACUGGGUUGACCAAUGGCAGAAUCCUGGGCUGAGGGCUACUCACCAUGUCUGUAAGCAGCUGGGAGUACCACAACCUCCACUUAUUGAAAAAACACCACAAGACAAUAUGCUGGAGGUAUCUGAGGUUGUGGGUCUUCUUCUACACCAUGUGGGGAGCUCCAGCUGUCACAAGGUACACAGUGAAGUAUACCAGAGCCCCGCCCUAGGGAGACUCAUGGCUGCCCCUACCCCACCCCCAAUCACCCAUCUCAGACGGUUGUGUGCUAUAAUAGAGAAGGCCGUAGAAGAACAGAAUCUUGCCAUCAUUCAGUGCAUGCUGGUUGUUCUGCAGGUUGUCUUCAAGUCACAUGCCUUCAAUCCAGACAAUGUUGAUGAGAGAAACAUCUUAGAAAGGACUAGGAAACUGGUCUGGGGUCUGUUGACAUCAAGUGAUGGGAAGUUUGGAGCAGAGAGACUCAUAACUGAAGCCUGUAAUGUUAUCAAGACUGGUCUUUCUGUGCUAUUCAGUGGUUGUGAUCAAAUCAACGGUCUGCUUCGUCAACUUCUGACCGAUGGAGACUCUACAUCCUCCUUGGGUAAACUAAGAGAUAUGAUCCUAACAGAGCUGGCUCAUCAACUCAGGCAGACUUCCAGAAAAGAGAAUCACAAGUUUGAUGAGGGCUUGGUCCAGAUGAUCAUGAAUAUAUCAGAAAGGGAAUCACGUCAGCUCCUUACACAGUGCCUCACCAGUGAUAGACCAGCUGAAUCGAUAUCAGCUAAUGUACCACUUGCCAGCCCUUGCCAACAGUUCCUAACAUCCCUUGAGCUACACAUCUUACAAGGUAUCAUCAUGAAUGACGAGAAGAUGGAGGAGGGAACUUCUGCUACCACUCCACCGACCGGGCCCAAGCCAUGCACAAAGGAGGUAGAGGACACUGUUCUCAAACUGGCCACUAAGAUAUUCAAUGGAUGCGAACAGAUUCUGGAAACUCUACUGGGCAUGUGCAAUGACCUGAUGAACUCUGGUCAGGCCAGUCAGAUGCAGGUCCUGGACCGGGUAGUGAAAGGAACUAUACUAGGCUAUCUGCUACCAGGUCUAGUCACAGCCUUACGUCAUCCUAACCUGCGCAGUCUGGAUCUAGCUGAAGCCUUGGUCCCUCAGGUUGUCAGACUGACUGUCCUCAUCAGUCAGGUUGCCAUGGCAAUAGGAAACACUGCUCAUCAGGAGAAGAAGAUGGAUAAGAACAGCUCUCAGCCUCAUGAUGUUGUCACAGACCUUCUUGCCAGUCACAUCAAAGACAAGAGUGAGAAGAGCUGCGAGAACUAUCUGACAAAGCUUCGAAUCCCGGCGCCCUGGGCCGCUGGUAAGACAGUCGAGACCAUCCACCCUGUCAGAGAUAACUACAAGUUCAGAGAAACUGUUCACAUCCCGGGUGCAAGGUGUCUCUAUCUCAGAUUUGAACCCCGUUGUGCAUCCCAGUAUGAUUAUGACAAGGUUGUGAUAUAUGCUGGACCCAAUACAAAUUCAAGGAAAGUUGUGGAGUAUGGUGGCAAUACGUAUGGAUACGGUAGUCGGAGUGUAUUGGGAUCGGGCUGGCCCAAAGACUUGGUCAAGGUUGAAGGUGACACUGUUACAUUUAACUUUGAGAUGAGAAGUGGUCGCGAGCACAACACUCCUGACAAGGCCCUGUGGGGGUUUAGUUGCACAGUCAGAGCGCAGGAAUCAUCCGAGGACUGCACCAGUGGCCUCCCAUUUGUUGCUGACUUGGCUCUCGGCCUGACAGUUCUAGGUUCAAGCCUCCUCAAAGUGCUCUACGAAGGACCAGAGGUGACGGGUGCUGAGGAACGAUGCCAUGCCCUCCUGUCUUCCAAGAUGAUUCAGAGGUGUGCUUGGCAUGAGAUGGUACAGCAGCCCAUUACAGGUCCAUCAUCAGGAAGUAAAGAGAAGGGUUCAGGCACCAGUCUCCCAAGGCUCAAGCUUUCUAAGGAUACCCUACAGAGACUGAGGGUGAUGUCUGGCAGAGCUGCUCCCUUCAUGAGGUCUAGUAUCAAAGAUGUGAUAAAUCCUGUUGUCUUAGAAGAGGCCCUUGUAUCCGCUGCUAUCAAACUACUUGAUCUUGAACCAAUGCUGAACUCUCUGAGCAGCAGUGAGUCUGGUCUGACUGCUGGCAGCCCUGGUCAAAAUGGCUUUAUAAAGAUGAUAGCAGAGGUCUUCAAUAGAGUGAACACACUUGAAAGACAACUCAUGUUCAUUGGCGAGUUAGAGCAACGUUGGGAAAGAGAGCAGGAGGAAAUGAAGGCUGAAGUAGAUGAUUCUCAACCGUUCUUUAUUGAUUACCAUCUUCAAGAGGACAAAAAGAAGGAUAUUGAAACACUCUGCUUCAUCCUAGAUAUAGACUGUGAAACUAUUAGUGCUGAAGAAGCAGUCAAACUUCUCAGGGACAGAAUGAAAGAGAGUCGGCCAGAGGAGGAUGAAUCUCAGAAGAUGACAAAGACAAAGGGAUUAGUGGCAGCCAUCUUGGAAAGAGCCAACGCUCUAUUGGAUGUAUCCAUACCGAGAGAGAAUGGAUCAUCUAGCAUCGGUCGGAGUAUAUCACACGGUGGUGAUGAGCUAGGUACAUUACCCUGGAAUGGAGGAGUAAGCAGUCAACCUUCUACCAGUACUAAUCAGUUCUCAAGAAGUCUGUCAAUGCCAGCUGAUCUCACCAAAGCUAGGCCAGCAUCAUCAGAUAAGUCAUCCAGCAGACCUUACCAGAUGCGUCGGUCCAGGAGCAGUGCUUACAGUGGCACUCCAGAACGCAACCAGAAUCUCAACAACCUACUUGAUGAAAUAUUUGCCUUCAUUGGAACCAAACUUAAUCAAACCGUAUCUAGGGACGAGUUCCUCUCGGCGGUCAAGGCAAGACAUCAACGUGGAUGGUCAAGACAGCAAGCCUUGGUCCAUGCCCAUCGAUUGAUGACCACUGCUGGUCGUUCAGAGGGCUAUGCUCAUCUAGUGACCGCUAUAACAUCCGUCUUGCAGCAGGGACCUAGGAUAGAUGACCUGAAGUGCGGUGGUUUUGUUGAGACUGUUAGACAGGCCUUUUCAGACGCUAUGACGGCCAUUGUUCAACUUGCUACUCAUCAUCCAACUGAUUGUGCUUACAGUAUAGGACUCCUAUGUACCAUCCCAUACACAAGGAGUGAAGAGAAGUGCCUGGUUGAUAGUCAGUUGGUCAGUUUACUGGACAGACUAUGUAGCCUUGGUCAUUCAUCUGGUCAGCCGUCAAGGCCAGAAUCUCAGUCAAGUGGUCAGAGGGUCUCGGCAUUGGCUUGGGCAGGCUUCCAGGUGCUUGCUAACCGCUGUGUAUCGUGGGAAACAGAUGAGGUAUCCCAGGAUGCUUUGGGAUAUGCGGGUCUUGCUCGUCAGGUGUCUUUGCUUCUGACCAAUCACCUUGCUCGAGCGACGGAGAGCUGUGGCAAUGAGGCAGCGGGAAGUGAGGCCCUACAGGAGGUUCUUAGUCUACUGAAUAACUUAUCUAGGAGUCGUAUGGGUCGUGCCAUCCUAAGCCAGCCAGCUUGCGUCUCUAAGCUUCUAUCUCUUCUCCUCGACCAGCGCCCGUCUCCCAAACUUGUUCUGAUCAUCCUCCAGCUGUGCCGAGUAGCGCUCCCUCUGAUGAGUGCCCAGGACUGCGCCCAUGUUCAGCUGCCAGCGUGGGGGGCGGAGCUGGCUUCUGCUGCCGGUGGAGAAGGGGGCGUGACUACAAGUGACCCGCCUGCUCGUAUUGCCAGUCUACUACUAGCCAAGCUUGGGGAUUGUGUAGUCCCAGGAUGUCAGACAAUCCUAGCUCCGGAGCAGCUUGGUCAUCUAUCAUCAGUGAGCUUUAUUCCUGAUAGAGAGGAUGAUCUGGAGGACCAAGAUGGCCGCCUCUCCGUCUUCCUUCAUAAGAGAGAGGAUCAGUCAUCUCGGGAAGUCAUCCAGGCUCUUCUGAGUUCUGAGGGUCGUCCAUUCAGGCUUGGGAGUGGAGCUAACAUGGAAAAGGUUCUACGUAUGGAUCGUAACAUGCAUACAAAUGGCAAGGCUGAGCUCUUCACGGAGGAUGCAGCGACGGCGAUACAGAAAGCAGGCAAGCUAGCACAGGCCGGUUUCUUGGUGAGUGUAGGCGCUCCGACGGAGACCACUGACAGUGAGAACAAUAACAAGGAGAAACUCAAGGUCACUGCCGAAGCUGUUUGCAGAGAAAAGAAUGCUGAACUUGCCAGAACGGACCCAGUGCGACCUUUCAUCAGUGGCCAUGUUGCUCACAGCAUGGCGUCUGAGGUCAUAGCUCUCAUGCAUAGCUUGCUAACAGCACCUGAAUCUAACACAGCCAAGAUAUGGGCAUCUGCUGUAGAGAGGGUCCUAUCACAUGCCUUGUGUCAAGUGCCUCUGCUCGUAUCACAACAGUCCAGUCACAUGACCCUGCUAGCCUCACAGCCGCAAGGACCAGACAUUGAGAAGCUCCUCUCCACCUGUCGUCAAGUGGUGGCAGCAUUCUGUGCCCUCGGUGGUUUCCAAGACUGCGUCAAGAUGGGAUCAACAGCUCAGAUUGUUGGAGAUGGCUGUGUGCCGUUAGAAGCUCAUGUAUUGAGUUUAGCUGAGCAUCAAGGAAUCGCUUCUGUUUCUGUCAAGGCCGAUGAUAUCCCGAAGAUUAGCAAUCCUAUGGAUGUAUCUAUCAGCAGGCUUAUACCCCCUAAAAACAUUGUACUCCCUCUCCAGCAGCUGUCAAUCACUGAGAAGCUGGUAACAGCCUUACACAGCCUCCUCCUCCCCCAGGAUGGCCAGGGCGUGUGCCCCAUGCUAGUACCCCUCCCUGCUGAAGAUGAUGGCAACAGUCAAGCUAUGGCAACGUGUCGGGUGCUGGCCGAGAUCAGCUCAAGAGCUUGUGCAGUCCUUGCUCAUCACAUGGGUGAUUCUAACUUUGCCUCAGAGUUUGUGAUGCAGACCAACCGACCCUUAGAGGUGCUCAAGUCUCUUUCUCAACAAUGUGGUACAGGUGAGAGACAGAAGGUAGUAGUUGCCCAAUGUGAGAAACUGAGAAUGCUGUAUAGAGACUGUGCCAGGCCUCCUACACCACCAGCCAAGCAAAACAUCUCUAGUGUUCAUGACAUGACCCUUGACCCAAGCCGUUCCUACCCACCGAUUAAGGCCUGUCUCUUCUCGCGAUGCAUGACCUCCUUGACCUUUCUAGGCGACCCCGUGACCUCCGGUGGUCUACCAGCCGGUGUGAUGUGCUAUGCAACUCAGUCAGUACCUCAACAGGCAACUUCUUUUUACUGGGAGCUUGAGAUCUGUUCUUAUGGCGAUGCUGCGGAAGAUUCUGGUCCUAAUGUUUCGAUGGGCCUGGCCCCUCCUGCAGAGAAGAAGGAUGGUGCUAACAACUGGACCAACCCGAUUGGAACUGUGCUGUUCCCUGUGAGUGGGCAUGCCAUUCAUUACAGCGGGGCGAGUCUCCUGCGCUGGAAGAGCGUCCGCCUGGACAUCACUCUCAAGGUUGGUGAUGUCAUUGGAAUGGGAUGGCAACAGAACGAUGACCCUUCACCUAUGAACGGGUCAGGUGGAGCUGGUCAUAUCUUCAUGACCCUGAACGGUCACAAGUUUGCCCCUACCCUGGAGGAGGUUAGUGGAGGGCUGUGGCCGGUCGUACAUGUUCAGAAGAAGAACACACAGGUCCGAGUCAACUUUGGUAAUAGGCCAUUCGCCUAUGUGGAUGGCCACUGUCACCACACGGCAGCGCUCGAAUCAUCGGACUCCCUGGAGGAGAUUACUGCUAAUUUUGGGGCUCUUCCAUUCGCUAUGAUGGGGGAGAGCGACAGUGAUAAGGAGCCCACCCCUCCAUCGACUCCUUCCACUGAACAGGCAUCUCCAAUGAUCAGUACUGCUCCAGGGAUAUCAUUCAAAUUGGCAACUCCACAAAAACCAAAGAAAGACUAUGACGUUACUGAAUCCCAGCUGUACAGCCUACCUGGGGUGUACGCCGAUUUCACGACGUCGGGUCUUUCCCCUCACCAGACGGCCCUGUCCUCUGCCCAGGAUGACUCCGAUGAAGAAGAAAGGGAUGGGGACGGACAGCAGGACCAUGUAUCGUUGUUAGUCCGAGCCUGGGAACUCAAGGUCUUCCCGGUCAUCAGGAGGAGGUUCAGGAAUGAAGCGGAGAGAAGGUCUGGCCUGGAGCAGAUCAAAGGAGCUCUGCAGUUAGGCAUGACAGACAUUGCCCGUCAGACCGUGGAAUUCCUGUACGAGGAGAACGGUGGCAUCCCUCGGGACCUCCACCUGCCAACCAUCGAUGACGUCAAGCAGGAGGCCGCUAAGUUCACCAUCGACAAGGUCCGGAAGGGAACCACGGUCCUGAUCAGACCGCUGGGUGAGGAGAGCACCGGGACUGCUGGAGGGAUGUUGGUACCCAAGUACGCCAUCAGGAGCAUGCUGAAGACACUUGGUCUAUCAGGGGUCGUACUGGAUGUGGAUACGCAACAUGAGUUAGUCCAGGUGGAGUCAUACCUGAGAAGUGAGGGAGUUCUGGUAAGAUACUGGUAUCCAUUAGACAUGUUAGAGCGCCCUCUAUCAGGCAUGCGACGGGUCAGCAGCUCAUUGACCGGGACAACCUCCAUUGACAUCUCUAACAUACAGCUGCACAGAGAGCUUCUGCAACUGGAAUCAUCCUUGGCUCGCCUCUACUGUCGGACAGCUCUAACCAAGUUCCUCUCUCACUGUCAAAGCCCAGAGGUCAUUGAAGCAAUACCAUGUUCCCUUUCACCCCCGCUGACUGAGCAGCACCCCUCUGCCUCUCCGCUCGCUGCCAACGGUGGCGCCAGACAGCACAUCUCACACCUACAACUCUUGUCCAACCAGCUACUGACGUCAUCUCAGCAGAAUGGGCAACUCCAUGAACCCUCCUUGCUGACGUCGUGCGGCGUUGGCCACAGCUUGGCACCGAUCAUCACAAGGAGUCUCACAGCCAUUUUCUAUGGGGCGGAAGAGCUGCCGUUCCUCAAGAAGGAGCUUGCUAUCUCCAUAGCAACAGCAGCGCAACAAGGAGAGAGACAUCUCUUGGAGCUGACCAAUCAGAUUUGUGGAAUCUUCCAAGACCCCUGUUCAGCCUUUGAUGUAGAAUCAAUUAAGAUUGGUGAAAAGAUCAACAAUAAUUAUUUCUUCAAGAAUGCUGUGGGUUUGGUGGUCAGCUGUAAGAGAGAUAUCCCGUCAUCCCAUAGAGAGUCAUCUCUUUACCAGGCCCCUUGGGCAAGGGUCAGCUGCUAUGGCAUGGGACAGAGAGUCAAGAAAUCUGGUAGUGUUGCACCGUUAGAGGUGGUGAGCUACCCUGCCGAUGUUACUCUUAACAAUUCCGGAGGAUUGGCAGCUCCCUCUUCCCACAUCGUCGAUCCUUAUCCUUCUGUGGUGCUACCCUGUAACAAGAUACAUGUCAAAGCAGGUGUGUCUCCAGCUCCAAACUAUGUCAUGACCAUCCAUGGACUGCCUGCAGAGUUCCCGCUGGCCAUGGCAUUUGUGGAGUCACUGAUAGGGUGUCGACAGGAGAUGGGCGAACAGCGAGUCGAUCGGCAUGCCAGUGUGACGUUGCGACCUGUGGCAGAGAGUGUUGGUGAGCGGGAAGGGAUUCUGAAGAAGCCAAGGAAGAUUUCCACCAUUGUUUAUAUCAGAGUACUGGAGUUACUAAGCGGAUAUGUUGGUUGGGCAGCAGUGCCGGCUGUGAUCAAGGAGCACUUGUUUCUUGUUAUGGCUCAGGUCUUAAGGCUUAUCCGCAAAGUAGACGAUGAGGAUGGAGCAAGUGCCUCUCCUAUCACAAUGGUUCCACUGUCAGUGUUGGCAGAGUUGAGAAGGUUCCGCUCUGAGCUUGGAAAGCUGUUUGAUGAGGAAGCACUUCUAGCAGUGAUUGGCAGUGGCUCAGUGGCACCAGGACAACACACAUCUUAUUUCCAAGCCCUCAUGGAACUUUGCUUGGCUAUGUCAGAGAUCGAUCAGUUUCCUUCAGCACCUCAGACAGGUUCUUCUUCUAUCUCGGUAACAGUCACUCUUCCCUCCCCACGACCAGCCUCCAUGGUGAGCCCCAAGCAGCUUGUGAGGUCCAGCCCUCAGGUCACAUCCCGCAAACGUCGGCCUAAAAUGAAGAGAGCUGGACAGCAAAAGAGGACUCCUCACAAUAGUGAAAGUGACAGUGGUGAAGCAUCAUCAAAUGGUGCAAACAAUCCAGAGGAUAUGCUGUGGUUUCAUCGUGCUUCUACCUUGAAUGUUAUUCUAAGGUACCUCGAUAGUCAAGAUCCACAGGGGGAGUCAUCCAUGAGAACAGCCAUCAGGGAUGCACACCAUAGUGUGACAACUCCGACUGCCUAUUCUAGGUUGGUGGUGAUCUCAGGAUUACCACCGAACAUGGAGGAACCAGCAGCAAGGAGGGCAAUCCUCAAGGCUUGUAAUCAAGCAGGUGGCCUUUUCAAAGAUGAAAUAUGGAUCCCCAUCCAGGAAGAGGUGAAGCCACCAACCGCAAUUGAUGCAGACCCUAAAUCUGAACAGUCACAGGUCUCAGAGUUGACUGAAUCUGAUCCACCUGUACAAGGUGCUUCAGAUCAAACACAAGAAGAGAUAUCUGCUGCUGCAGAACAACAGGAGCCUGAAAGGACAACCGAAUCUGACACACCGACUAGUCUUCCUGUAGACCAAGAUACCAACCAGUGUGAAGCGUCCAGCACAGAAGCUAGCAGUGAACCCAAACCCAGCAGUAAAAAGAACUUUGUUCAGGGAUAUGCAGUGAUUGAAGUACGCAGUAAAGCUAAAGUUGAGGACAUAGAGCAUGCCCUUUUGAAUAGCAGGAUCCUGGAAGACUCCCUUCCAUUUGACAAUGACUCCAUGAUGAGUGUCACUGGAGAGGAUGUACUCACUAUUGCAACAGUCACUCCUUCCCUCCUCACGGAACCAUCAGAAAUGGAAGCUCUAGUAGGGUACCUGAAACACAAGCUCCUGCCCCAUGAGACCUCUGAGCAACUAUCCUUAGGUGAGCAGUCUUCAGCAGCUCUAGAGGACAUCUUCAACAGCUGCGUCAGGUGCUCUCACUUCAAGUCCAAACCCAGCCAGGACUCAGAUGCAGCCCAACCUGAGAUAUGCCUUUCCAAAGAACAGAUCCUAUCAACCUGUCCAGGGAACCUACUCUUUGAAUUCUUUACCACCAUGCAUCCAUCCAAGAUGACUGUAGAGGAGUUUGUCUGCGACAUCAUCCAGAAGUAUGGAGUGCUGCUACCUGAUAUCAAAGAGAAGAAAACAGUUACCAAGCCUGGUAAAGAUGGCAGUAAGGGCUCUGGGAAGCGACCAAGCAAGACCAUGUCUAAGGAGAGAUACAGUCCAGAGUUUACAUCACCCAAGGGAAAGCCUCCAUUUGCAGCAGAAAGGAAGGUGAAAGUAGUUGACAAACGGUCUGGCCUCAAGGACAUGAGUAGCAAGGAGAAAGCCUUGAUGGAAGAGACUAGCUGUCAGAAGAAAGUAUUGAAGAAAGGACUCAACUUACAUGGAUUGCUAUGCAUGGGACUUGACAGAGCUACUGAAGAUGUGUGCUCACUCUGGCGCAGUCUUCUUGCUACAGGAUUUGACAUUCACUUUGAAAGGACCAGAUAUGAGGACCCAAACAAAGCUCUCGCUUCUCAGCACUCCUGGACCAAUCAUCAGGACCAGGCCUUAGUCCAGUACACCAAUGAGCUAUGCCUCAAGCUCGCCAUCACGCCGGCUAGACUACAUCCCCAUGAGUUGAUCUUUUCUGAGGCUGACCUAGCCAGACCUGAGUAUAGCUGCCUGACAGGUAUUCCCAUAGCAACCAUCAGAUUACGUUAUGCCUUCCUACAAUCCCUCAACACCAACCUGGAGCACCAUUUCCUGCCUCUUGUUGACCUUCGACCUUCACAAUCUCUUGUGGAGAGCACAGCCGCGCUGCUCUCCCGGACUCGUGAGUGGUUGUUCUACGAUACCAAAGUACGCUUCUUCAAUCUCCUCCUGGAUGCCACAGCCCAGAGGAAUGUGGACACGGCAGCCCCUGAGGUGUCCCUAGAUCCACUGCAAGUUAUAGGAACAUCAACCAAAGAUAAGUCACCCACUUUCUGCCAAGCUGCUUCGGCCCUUGCCAAUGUCUACUCCUCUCAGCUGUGUGUGAAGAUAGCCAGCGGGGGUGACCCUACGUAUGCCUUCAAUGUCAAACUAGUUGGAGAGGAAGUCCAUGGAACAAGUGGCUCUUUCCGUCACUUCUUGGGAGAGGUAACGCAGGAGCUUCACAGCGACAGGUUACGUCUCCUCAUGCCAUGUCUUAGUGGCUGUGCGCAGGACAAAUAUAGAGGGCGCUAUAUACUUCGACCGGAUCCCAUGACCUACCCGGAAGAAAGGAUGCUAAUCUUCUUUGGACAGCUCCUUGGAAUAGCCAUGAGGGCUGACAUACCGUUGGCCCUGGACCUACUACCUAGCUUCUGGAAGUGCCUGGUUCAAGAACCACUAGAUCCAGACCAGGACCUUGCUCAGGCUGAUAGUGCAACUCACAAAUUCCUUCAGAGGAUGGACCAGGCACAGAACGAGGAGGAGUUUUCAGCAGUGUGUUCAGACAUCGUAGCUGCCUAUCUUCAUCCUGAUCAGGAUGCCCUCUCCAGUCCCGGUGCAUCGUGUGCCGGAAUGAACCUUCAUUUUGAGUAUCCUAACAUGAUGGGUGAUCUGGUGGAACUCUGCCCCAAUGGUCAUGAGAUUCCCGUCAGGUGGGGCAAUCGUCAAGAGUACAUAGCAGCAGUUAGAGAUCUUCGCCUAAGGGAAUUGGCUUGUCCUGAGAGGAUGUUGGCUAUCCGCUGUGGUCUGGCAUCCAUCGUUCCUCAUCGUUUGCUCACCAUCAUGAACCCAGUGGACAUGGAGCUUAGGAUGUGUGGAAGACCGCACGUGGACCUGGCCAUGCUGAAGGCACAUACAAUGUACCAGGUUGGUCUGGUGGAAACAGACACCCACAUUGAGUUCUUCUGGCAAGCCUUGGAUAGUUUCUCCCAGGAAGAACUCAGUCGCUUCAUCAAGUUCGCUUGCAACCAGGAGCGGAUCCCCAGCACCUGUCCCUGCAGACAGGGGGGCAACGAGGCCGCCCAUGUUCCACCCUACCCCAUGAAGAUAGCCCCACCCGAUGGACCCAGUGGCUCACCUGAUCAGCGAUUCAUCCGCGUCGAGACCUGCAUGUUCAUGAUAAAGCUGCCUCAGUACUCCACCUUGGCUGUCAUGAAAGAGAAGCUGCUCUAUGCAAUCAACUGUAGGGAAGAUCCUCUCAGUGGAUGAUAACAUUUUACGGUCAUUCUGCAUUUAGAGAUAAAGCUGCUCUAUGCAAUCAACUGUAGGGAAGAUCCUCUUAGUGGAUGAUACUCUUAUUCAUCGGUCUUUCUUCAUUCAGAGAUAAAGCCGCUCGAUGCAAUCAACUGCAGUGAGGACCCACCCAGUGAAAGAUUCCCCACCUCUCAUUGGUUGAUUAGUAUUCAGAGAAUGAAGGAUUGCCAAGAAAAUGCCAUCAUUAGUUAUAAGAAUGUAAUCAUGUUGCAAUUUCAUGUUUUGUCACCUGUAAGCAUUCAUAAUCUUGACCUUGCAAUCAACUGUGGUGAGUUUAAAAUCAAGGGAUGAUUGUUCGGUCGGCAUUCAGAGAUGAUUGAUUGCUAUCAAAAUGCUUUCAGAAUUUGUGUACAUGUAGCUAGCAAAAAGUCCUCAUGAUUAGUCUCAAGAUGAUUUGAUGAUUAGAGUUCUUUUCUUUGAGAUUUUGUCACCAUGAUCCAUUUGUGAUAUCAUCAAAAUCAUUCAGCAUCCAAAGUGUUUAGAAAUGUAAUCAACUGAGGAUUUAUAAUUGGGUACUAAUCUCCAUGCAUGAUAUUUACUAUAUCAUCAGGAUACACUAUUAAUCAACAUGUUGUUAGUUUUAUAUGUUGAUGGUACGAUGGCAAAUUAUUACAGUCUUGAAGAAAAUUCAGAGUUUGUAUCUGAGUGCAUCCUUGAAUGACAUUCUUCAUCAUCUGCUACUAGUAUUUAAGAUUAAGUUGAUCACCAUGGUGAUAAAUCAUCAUCGGGCAAUCUACCAUUAUCAGAAUGCAUUCAAGUUUUUCAUGUUAUCAUAAGAUGGCCAUGAAAACGGUAUAUAUCAUGAAAAUAUGCAAUGUCUUUCAGUAACCAUUGAGUUAUGUCAAGUGUGGUUGUGGUGUUGGUGUUGGUGUUAGGGUGGUGUAGGAAGUGUGAAUUGGACUACCUAACCUAGUAAAGCUCCAACGCCAAAUGUGAACUUAAUUGAUAUCGUGACACUGAGUGAUUUUGCAUUCAGCACUGGCUUCAUCGCAUGAUUGGUGCGACUGAUGGUGUAAUAAACAAACAGCCUAAACCAACACUAGCUGUCUACACCAAAUUUAUGAAGAGAGUAGCACCAUUAUGAGUUUAAUUUACUACCACACUACUUUCAAGCCCAAACAUCUAUUGGUUUUUUUUAUGUGCUAGUAGUAGUAGUAGAAAAUAAUACCAAAGGCAAUAUAAUCUUAGUCAACAGCAGUAUCCCUCCACCUAAGGUUAGGGUCAUAGGCAAGCUAUAGUUCAUUUGGUUUUUAUCGUCUAUACAUCUGAACUUA
Messenger RNA from Lytechinus variegatus (green sea urchin), 14630 nucleotides. RefSeq names its product probable E3 ubiquitin-protein ligase HECTD4. The transcript is spliced from 64 exons. The record is from RefSeq and is a predicted model, not a curated record. Gene Ontology annotation, molecular function: ubiquitin-protein transferase activity. Lineage: Eukaryota; Metazoa; Echinodermata; Echinoidea; Temnopleuroida; Toxopneustidae. Bases 157 to 13311 code for a protein of 4384 amino acids.